Messenger RNA from Trifolium pratense (red clover), 2509 nucleotides. Its product is annotated as protein PTST homolog 3, chloroplastic. The record is from RefSeq and is a predicted model, not a curated record. The transcript has 13 exons. NCBI's taxonomy places the organism in Eukaryota, Viridiplantae, Streptophyta, Magnoliopsida, Fabales, Fabaceae. The coding region runs from base 198 to 2009 and encodes 603 amino acids.
GAACACAUUCACCCAUGAACACGAUCAAAGUGAUGAAGAGACAGCAGGUAAAUUAAUUAUUAUUAAAGCAAUUUUACUAACACAAACAAAAAAGCAUAAAAAAUAAAAAUAAAAAUGAACAGUAUCAUCCUUGUUUUCUGGGGUUCCUUUUGAGUUGAACCGAGAAAGGAAAGGAAGAGAAAGAGGUGGUAGUGUAAAUGGGCACCACCACCAUGUGGCUAUGUUACUUCCCAAAUUGCUUUUUCACACACCCCUCUGGCAGUAUCAAGUGCAUGUUCUUCUCUCCGACGCAACACCAAACUACUACCUCUCUCCCUCUCAGUUCCCCUACUCAUUUCCAUCUCCUCGCUUCCCAAUCCAACAACACCACAACCACAACCACACGGAGAAGUCGAAGGCUGAAAACCGAUGACGAGAUCUGUUCCGACAUUCGUCAAUUUCUCGCCGAUGCUGGACUCCCUAGCGACCACAUUCCCUCUACUAAGGACCUUUUACAACACGGAAGGAAUGACCUAGCAAACAUUGUCAGACGGAGAGGUCAUAAAAAGAUUCAGGACCUUCUCACAAGCUCAUUAUAUGGCGACAUUGAUUCUUUAAACACAGAAAAAAGUUCAGAUGAAAUACUUGAUGCUGCAAACGAUAGUCAGGAUCAAUUAUCAGGUCAGAAUGAGAUGGUUGACGGCUCAGUCGAUGAUGUCAUUUCAACAAGUGAAGUUCUUCAGGGUGACAGUUUUAGUAGUAUGUAUGCUGACUCAACUCUGAGUUUAGAUGAAUGCACUUCCAUCCUUGUAGAAUCUGUGGAGGAUGGCUUAGGUGAACUCAAAGAUCAUUUUGAAGAAGUCAAUAACGUGGCAGAAGGGGAUUUCCGCCCGACAGAAGUGACCACUGUGGAUAAGGAUUUCAGUAGUUCAAUGCCAACAGAAAUUUCUGGUGAAUCACCAUUUGAGUCAACAUUGUCUGGAAAUUCGGAGCGUGAAGACACUUUAAUGGCAAAAGUGGUUGGAGAUAUAACCUUUCCAAUGGAAGUUCCUUCCAUGGAAAACCAUUCCAUUACUUCAUUUAAUGAUCCUGAUCUUGAGACUGGAAACAAAGAGUUCGAUCAUUUGGAACCAUCAAUUGAUUUGUCCGUGGAGCAAAAGGACCGGGGUGCAUUUGAAGGUGUAGAUGACUACAAUAACACUGUUACAGAAGAUGUUCCCUCAACCUCUGAAUUUUCAGAGAACCAAACUGUUUCGAUUAUUCGAUCUGCAGACAUCAGUGAUAUACAUCUUGACACUUUCUCCAACUUAUCUUUGGAGAAAAGGGUUGCAAAUUUUAUUCAGAAUGGAGAUUUAGAUCCAGUCGAAGGUACCCAUUCUCCUAAAGAGAAUAAUGUCAUGGCACAUAAUGGGAACUCACCGACUUCCAAUCAAGUUGUUCCAUCUGGAAAAUUAGACCAGCCUCUUUGGGAUGAUCACAUGCCACAUGAGGAUCCAAAAACUCAUUUUGACAAGGAUUUGGAUGCAGAGGCUCCAACUGUACAAAAUGAAAGUGAGAUAAAUCAUCUCAAGUUCGCGCUGUACCAGAAGGAGUUGGAGCUGUCUCAGCUGAAGGAACAGAUUGAGAAGGAAAAGCAUGCUUUGUCUCUCUUGCAAAUCAAGGCAGAGGAAGAAAUCAGCAAAGCCAGAAAACUAUUAUCUGAAAAAGAUGCAGAGUUGCACGAGGCUGAGGAAAGUCUUUCUGGACUCAAGGAGGUUCUUAUUGAGUUCUGUGGCGAUGCCGAUAUUGUGGAGGUGGCUGGUAGCUUCAAUGGCUGGCAUCACCCAAUAAAGAUGGAUCCUCAAUCAUUAACUAGUGCUGUUGACCAUGGUGGAUCAAGGAAAUCAAGAUUUUGGUCAGUGGAGCUGUGGCUUUAUCCUGGUGUAUACGAGAUAAAAUUUGUUGUUGAUGGCCACUGGAGAACAGAUCCGCAAAGGGAGUCGGUAACAAGGGGUCACAUAUGUAACAACAUUUUAAGAGUAGAUAGAUGAUGCAUUAUGGUUCAGGUCAUAACUUCUAGAUGUACAUAACAAGGGUACAUAUCAAUUGAAGAUAAUGGUUUGCUGUGAACUUCCAAAUUAUCAAUUUUGACAGCAAUAUGGACAUAGGGCGACACAACUCACAAGCAUGCAAGAAAGAGCAGCAUUUGGAUUGAGAUUAGUGUUUGAUGUCCCGACAUCUUCCAAAUAUGUGCAAGGAUUAGUUUGUAGUUAGGAGAAAAUAAACCAUUAGUCCCUGGGCUAACCGCGAGGGAUUUAGAUAGUUUUAGUAAGAGGUCAUAGGUUUUAACUUUUAAUGUCCAAGCCAUCACUAUAUCUAUUAGGGAAAACUAGUUGCUUCAUUAGUAUUCAUCUCUUCUUCCGUCAUUUUUGGUGGUUCAUUUUCAAAGUGGCUCACAUGAACCAUGAUACAAAUUCAUUUCGCUGAGCACUGUAAAUUUAAGAUGCAAUGUAGUAUAUGAUGGAUGGUAGAGUAACUAUGUUUUCAUGUU